Messenger RNA from Necator americanus (New World hookworm), 264 nucleotides. RefSeq lists its product as uncharacterized. The coding region runs from base 1 to 264 and encodes 87 amino acids. Lineage: Eukaryota; Metazoa; Nematoda; Chromadorea; Rhabditida; Ancylostomatidae. The transcript is spliced from 3 exons. The record is from RefSeq and is a predicted model, not a curated record.
AUGAAACUGCUCGAAGCGGUUCACACUUCGUUGCAAAUUAUGUCACCGGAGUCAAUUUUAUGCAAGGAAAAAUGUGAAAGAGUGAACGCUUGUGAAGACUGCUCACAGGAAACAGCGCAUUACGUUCCUGUAUUCUUUGCUUUGGUUUUCUGUGAUAGGAGGAACAUCGCGCUCACUUCUGUUGUUCUUGAAGAGUUCCGGAUAGAUUUAGUGACGAAAGAUCGUGAAGACAAGUCGUACACGAAGCGAAGGUUGUUUCCAUAG